AUGGAUUCCACGGCUGAUGAGGAGAGGGAGGCGAUCACGGCAUCCAACCUCAAAAGGCAUGUGUCCGUGCUCGAAAAACGUCUGCUGCGCAAUCAGCAGGUGCGUCUGGAACACCCUGAAGAACCGGAACGAUGGGUGAAGUCGGAAGUCGACCUAGAUGAGCAGAUUCGUCUAUUCCGUGACCUAUGCGCUCAGCCUGAGCUUUUCGAGCCAUUCGAAGAGCUCGGCGGUCUGCGCAUCCUGCGCGACGCGCUAUCGCAUCCAAACAUUGACAUCGCAAUGGCUACACUGGCCGUUUUAAAUGAACUGAUCGACCCAGAUGCGCUUGUUCGACUCCCUCGUGCAGAGAAGUUCCUGCGUUCCCUGCAGCAAUUAAGCCUGCACGUGCCGUGUGUUGCGGCGCUGCUGAAGAUUGAGGAGGAUAACUCAGAAGUGGACUAUGAAGGCGUUAAGAGUGCGCUGGAGCUCUUGGAGAGCCUCGUGGAGCUAUUCCCGUCGGUGGAGGGGGACAUGAGCGAAAAUCGCGAACUGCUUCAGUUUUUGUUGCGUCGCAUGAAGGCGAGCAAAACGCUAGAAUACGAUUCGAACCGUGUGCACGCGGGGGAGAUACUGUGUAUUCUCCUGCAGCAUUCAGAGGAGUGCCUGGCGCUGGUGGGCGGACAGGAAUUGGACGGCGUUGAUAAGUUGCUGCGCAUAAUCACGGUAUUCCGCAAAAAGGACCCCGAGGGGGUUGAGGAAGAGGAACUUGUCGAAAACGCUGUUCAGUGUCUCUGCAGAUUGAUGCUUAUACAGUCCAAUCGCUUGAUCUUCGGGAAACUGCAAGGUGUUAAGCUGCUGAUUCGGCUUAUAAAGGAGCGCCGUUCCACAUAUCGCUUGGCGAUAACGCUGCUAGAUUACGCCCUGAUGGAUUGCCCGGAAAACUGUGCGCUCUUCGUUUCUGGGCUCGGGCUCAAGUGCAUAUUUAGCGUGUUGAUGCGAAAGGGAGUGCGCACUAAACCAGGAUCGGAGGAUGAGAAACGCGAGGAUGAACACGUCUUAGGAGUGAUCCACUCGCUGUGCACGCACAGCUCUGGAACGGAGCUCGCUCGAGUGAUGAACAAGUUCGUCGAGCACAAAUACGAAAAAUUGGAGCGGUUAAUCGAGCUACACGAGAAGUACACUGCGCUAAGCCGAGCCGCGGCCAAGAAAACUCAGGAUCGCAGCGGAAGCGCACGUUCCUUGUACUCAGCUCUGCAGCUGAAUGAGGAUAACCAAGAGUACCUGGAACGCUACGAAGCGGGGCUCUCAAUAUGCCAGCUGGUGGAUUGCAUUAUAUUGCGUCUGUACAACAUGGGCAACUCGAACCUCAGUUCGUGCCUCCUGGUACUCCUACACAACAAGGGUGUCAAUAUACAGGACAUAUACAACAAUAUCUCUGACUAUCUAGAGCACUUAGACGAAGGAGCCAAGGACACUCGAGAGAAGGUGGACCGGUUGCUGAAGACCUUCUUAACCGGCGCCAGCGAUAGCGGACUCUUCGAGUGA
Babesia ovata is the source of this 1524-nucleotide messenger RNA. Its product is annotated as beta-catenin family protein, putative. Gene Ontology annotation, cellular component: spliceosomal complex. The record is from RefSeq and is a predicted model, not a curated record. NCBI's taxonomy places the organism in Eukaryota, Apicomplexa, Aconoidasida, Piroplasmida, Babesiidae. The transcript is spliced from 7 exons. Bases 1 to 1524 code for a protein of 507 amino acids.